CUCGCAUCCCCAGUUGGAUGAUCCGUUCUAGACGCUACAAAAUGGCCCAUCUAGAGCACCCAAAUUCACCCUUGAACUCUGCACUCUGUCUUUGAUCUGUUCCCCCGCGCUUCGCAUCGGAUGGAGCUGAUCCCAAAACGAUGGAUUCCAACGGCAACUUUGCCCGGCCUUUCGACGAAUCCCUGAUCCGAGAACUACCUCAGCUGCAGAGUCUCCGCAUCGCUCCCCUUCGCCAACCAGUUUCCUCCCGCAUCCUGAGCAUCCCCUCGCCGCUCGAGCCCAACGCCAGCGGUGUCCGGGACUCAACUUCCAUCCCCAAGGCCAAAGCCUCGACGGGCAUCGGCGGCCCACCUCGCAAUAACGAGUCUAGUAGCGGAGCCCCGGAGACCUCCAACCCCGGGCGGCCCAAGAAGAAUGAUCCCUCGGUAGAUACGCUGCUCAGUCUGGAGCCCCCUCCUAAACCCAUCUUACCGUCCUUCGUCAAUCUCCGUGCCCUUGAGCGGUUCCCAUACUCUUCAUUUGACGAUGAUUCUUCUCACGCCCGCAAACGCCGCCGCGUGGACGUGCAGGCCGACUCCUUCAGCGAGCAUCUGCAGCUGCCGAUUCCGCAGUCGCAGAAGGAACAGCGACCUCCGCCGUUCGGCCCUUUUGCUAUUCUGAACGGAUUGAAUGAGCCGCCACCUAACGCCGCCCUGCUGCCGCCUAUCGAAGCGGGCUCUAUCACGCAACUCCUGACGAAACCCUCGCGCGACCAAUCCCACGUCGAGCCGGCGCUGCUCACUGCUAAUUCUGCGGCGGACACACCGAGUGGUGAAAAACGAGAGGGGAGAAUUGAAGAGAUUCUGGACCCCCCUGUUGCGGAGAAGCCGACGCAGAACAGCCAACAGAAGCCCGAAAGCAAUGCGGCAGAGGAACCGGAGGUCGAUGCAACGGAGCCACCGAACGAGGGGGCCGAUGUCGAUAAAGAGCAUGAAACCCCUGCUAACGAUACUACUGAGCCGCUGUCACCGAAAUCGAGAGGUCGAUCUCGGAAGAACCUCCGUAAAUGGACCGAGGAGGAAACCACGGCGCUCCUGCGUGGCGUGGUCAAGUGUGGGAUCGGCAAUUGGACGGCCAUUCUGGCGCAACCUGAGCUGAAGUUCAACAAACGGAGCGCAUCGAAUUUGAAAGACAGGUUUCGCGUCUGUUGUCCGUGGGCGUACCGGGCUGCCGACCCCAACGAGGCGACCAAGAAACUACGCGACAGCCUUGCUGACGCUUUGUUGCGCGCCGAGAGCGAAGGGACUGGGAACAUUCCUGGGAAGAUUCGCCUCCCCCAUCCGUGGCCAGCCAACCUCGGGCCACCGUCCGCGGGAAGCAGCUCGACGACCAGCUUGGACGAACACUCGUCGUCCAGUGCCUCCCCCUUGACCGAAAUGGAGCAAAACAACUCCCAAUCUUACUUUAAACAGGUCCCACCAACCAGCUCUCCCCUUAGUUUAUCUAGUAGAUCCAAGUCCACCCUGGCUUCUCUUGGGAUUCCGGAGCCGCAUUUUAACAUGAAAUCCCGACGUCGCUCGCGACGCCCGUUCACAGCUGCCGAAGAUGAAGCUUUGCUCAAAGGUUACGCCGUUCAUGGCUUCCAGUGGACACUAAUCCAACAAGACAAGCGCCUGAACCUCGGCCACCGCAGAGCAACCGACCUGCGAGACCGAUUUCGGACCAAAUUCCCCCACGCAUAUCGUGACGGAGGCUCCGUCAGCGGUAAUAAGACCCAGAACGAUCAGACUAAAAAUGCGCCCCCUCCCAAAGACAGUAGCAAGCCGGACCCCACACGGCCUAUCAAGCCAUCUUCGAGUGUGUCUCAUUCCAGCAAGACUGAUACAGAGCAGGCCCCAUUAGGCCCUAUCGAUCCUGCUCUCUCUGCCCCGGCCCCGCCGCCAAAUCUACCCGAUGGCUCGUCCACGAGUGCAUCGUCUACAGCGGUCUUUCAGUUCCCUCUAGACGAAAAUCCAGCCGGUGCUCCGGGCGUGGAUACUUCGUGGGCUGAUAACACCCUUGCUCCUAUGUUGUGGGAUGAAUUAACCUAGUUGUUCUUAUAGGGCGUACGGCUUUUCUGUGUUUCGGGCUACUUUUCUCGUUAUUUAUUUUCAGGGCUCAUAUCCUCUUUAUCUUUUUCUUUUCUUUAUCUUUCUCUUUCUUGAUUCUCGUAUUCUCUUCUUUUCUCUCUUCUUUUUUCUUCUUCUUCUCCAUCUCAUUUCUAACUGCAUUCUAAUCAUCUUUCGGGCUCUCAUGGUUUUGUUUCUUGUUUGAUAUUCGGGAGCUACUUUCUUACUCCCAUGCUUGCAUGCAUCUUUCAUCCUGAUACCCGCGCCUUUGUCAUGUUGCGAAGUCGCUCUUCUAGAAUUCACCUUCUGUCCCCUUUUCUUCACUUCUGAUUUAAAAAAACACAGCCGAAAAUCCUCAUUGAUAGAUAGUCUACAAGCCGUCUAGGUCUACUAUUGCGCUUUCGUACAUGCAAGCCCUGCAGUGAGAAAAAAAAUUGAUGGCGAGGAUGACUCAGG
Molecule: messenger RNA, 2543 nt
Organism: Aspergillus steynii IBT 23096
Lineage: Eukaryota; Fungi; Ascomycota; Eurotiomycetes; Eurotiales; Aspergillaceae
Product: telomere repeat binding factor family protein
Exons: 2
Coding region: 141-2069 (642 amino acids)
Source: RefSeq, a predicted model, not a curated record